AUGCUGCAAACAAAUGAUGAAACAAACUCAGGAACAACAUUGGAUCUACCAAUCGAUGAUGCUGGAGAUUCAUGGCAAGACUUAUUAAGUAUCACAGCAGACCCACCCGAAAGGAGAACAAAAUGUGAAUUCUGCAAACGUCCACAAGUUGUGUGUUGGUGUUCUUCCCUGCCAAAUCCUCCACUUGAUAUUGCCAGUAGCAUUGUUAUUCUACAACAUCCUGCCGAAGAAAAACGUACACUCCGAACAGCUCUAAUGUUACAAUUAGGCUUGAAACCUGGCAAAUGUGUUGUCUACAAGGGGAAAAAAUUUCCAACACCAAAAAAUCAAGCCGAAUUAGAACCAAUUUUGAAAUCACCAAAUUCCCUGCUGCUCUAUCCUAGUAAAACAUCAGUGCCUUUAGAAAGCAUACGCCAAGAGGCUGACCAAAGCGGCGAAGGAGGUCCGUUUACGCUUGUGCUAAUUGAUGGGACAUGGCCACAGGCCAAGGCAAUGUAUGCCAGUAGUCCGAUGUUGCAUAAUAUGCGUCAGGUUAAACUUAUUGCCGUCGGUACCAGCGAUUAUAUUAUACGCACCCAGCCGACCGAGGGAUGUCUAAGUACAUUGGAAACGGCCGCACAGUCUUUGGCCGUAUUAGAAAAUCGUCCAGAAUUACGAACGCUGUUGGUUCAACCAUUACACACACUGUGUAAAUAUCAAUUGGAUAAUGGUGCCGUUGAACAUCAAUCGAAAGAAUUUCGAAUUAAAAACAAUCAAUACCCGAAACAAAUUGGAAAACGUCUGAAUCGUUUACUCAACUAUAGUAAUAUCUGUCGAUCAGAAAUCCAAGAGGCUGAUACCGGUAACGGCAACGAAGAUCAUUUAAAUGAGAUACAAAAUUAUGCAACUUCGGUAGCGAAUAGUUGA
Messenger RNA from Musca vetustissima, 906 nucleotides. RefSeq names its product tRNA-uridine aminocarboxypropyltransferase 2 (gene Dtwd2). NCBI's taxonomy places the organism in Eukaryota, Metazoa, Arthropoda, Insecta, Diptera, Muscidae. The transcript is spliced from 2 exons. The coding region runs from base 1 to 906 and encodes 301 amino acids. The record is from RefSeq and is a predicted model, not a curated record.